Messenger RNA from Aspergillus heteromorphus CBS 117.55, 600 nucleotides. RefSeq names its product putative Rho GTPase Rho 2 (gene rho2). The coding region runs from base 1 to 600 and encodes 199 amino acids. The transcript has 5 exons. Gene Ontology annotation, molecular function: GTP binding; GTPase activity. NCBI's taxonomy places the organism in Eukaryota, Fungi, Ascomycota, Eurotiomycetes, Eurotiales, Aspergillaceae. Gene Ontology annotation, biological process: small GTPase-mediated signal transduction. The record is from RefSeq and is a predicted model, not a curated record.
AUGGCCCAACAACCGAGUGACAAUGUGAUGCGAAGGAAGUUGGUCAUCAUCGGGGAUGGCGCCUGUGGAAAGACCAGUCUGCUCAGUGUAUUCACGCUGGGCUACUUUCCAACCCACUAUGUUCCGACGGUCUUCGAGAACUACGUGACGGACUGCAGGGUGGAUGGACGAUCCGUCCAAUUGGCACUGUGGGAUACUGCUGGUCAGGAAGAUUACGAGCGGCUCCGACCACUCGCCUAUUCGAAGGCGCAUGUGAUCCUUAUCGGGUUCUCCGUGGACACGCCUGAUUCGCUCGAGAACGUCAAACAUAAGUGGAUCGAAGAAGCGAACGAGCGAUGUCCGGGCGUGCCGAUUAUCUUGGUUGGGUUGAAGAAAGAUCUCCGUGAAGAUCCUCUGGCGGUCGAGGAGAUGCGAAAGAAGUCGUUGAAAUUCGUGACGUCAAAGGAAGGAAGCGACAUCUCCACGUCGAUCGGAGCCCGCAAAUAUCUCGAAUGUUCCUCGCUGACGGGCGAGGGCGUCGACGAUGUAUUCGAGGCCGCCACCCGCGCGGCGCUCCUCACGUUCGACAAGCGGAAGAGCUCAUGCUGCAUUGUGCUAUGA